AUGGCAGAAAAAGUGCCAUCCUUUAAAAGCGGUGGAGCAUUCUGGUUCGUUGACCUCGCAACCCCAGAUGAUUUGUACAUCUUUCCAGUUUUGACAGCAUUAACUUUCUUGAUAACAGUGGAGUGUAACAUGCAAGAAGGAAUGGAAGGAAAUUCUGCUGCUGGCACCAUGAAAAAUGUUUCGAGGGGCCUUGCUCUUGCUUCAGUUCCUUUGACUAUGAAUUUCCCAAAGGCUGUAUUUUGUUAUUGGGUUACUUCGAACUUGUUUUCGCUUGGAUAUGGGUUAGUGGUCAAGUCUCCCAAGGUAAAAAAAUUCUUGGGUGUUCCAGAGGCACCUGCACCACCACCAGGUACUGCCACAAAAUCUUCCUUUGAUCUGUUUUCAGCACUCAAACAACUCUCAAAAGCCAGAAAGGAACCUACCCCAUCACUGCCCGUUGAACCACCAAAGCUUUUGGAGCACAAAAAGUCUUCAUCUUCAGGAAUCGGUAAAAGAAUAAAAAGUCUAGAGAAAGAAGUAAAGGGAAGAAGGAAAAAUAAGAAGAGGUGA
Dovyalis caffra is the source of this 549-nucleotide messenger RNA. The record is from the annotation of a GenBank genome assembly. Lineage: Eukaryota; Viridiplantae; Streptophyta; Magnoliopsida; Malpighiales; Salicaceae.